AUGGUCGCUAAAAUCUACUUCGACCCGCCUCUCUGGCUGCAGAGGCAGUCUUGGGUGCUUGGCAAGCUAAGGCAGGAGCGAUCCGACUCUGUCGUCGAUGUCGGCUGUUCCAACGGUGUCCUUCUCUCCGCUCUCAUGCAGCCCGCCUUCCAGCUGGACCAAUUCCCCCUCGACCGCUUUCCUGCUCUCGCUCUCCCCUCUACCGCAUCCAAAACCAAUCCCACCAACACCAAUGAUGCCACCAACACCAAUGAUGCCACCAACGACUCUGCCCUUCUCUCCAGCAGACACUGGAUCUACAGUCCCAACGACAUCGUCCUCUCCCGUCUCAUCGGUAUCGACGUCGAACGCAAAGUCCUCGACAAUGCCAAAUCCAGUCUCUCUGUCCACGGUCUUGCUCUCGCCAAAAACGGUCCACGCUGGAAAUCCCUCGAUGUACGACUCUUCCAAGGUCCCGUCGAAACGGAAAACCAAAAUCUCGACGACUACGACGCUUUCGUAGCCACCGAAGUGAUCGAGCAUCUUGACGAAUCAGCACUCCAACAGUUCGCUCCUACCGUAUUCGGCAAAUACCGUCCACGCAUCGUUCUCAUCACCACACCCAACUACUGCUUUAACGACAACUUUGGCCAAGAUCUCAGCACCCGUCCUGGCUUUCCUGACCCAACCGGCCGCACGAACAGAGUAUUUCGUCAUGAGGAUCACAAGUUCGAGUUCACACCAGACGAGUUCAACAAGUGGUGUGAGACCAUCGCCGAUGAUUUCGGCUAUCAAGUCAGCAUUUCCGGUAUAGCAUCUGGCAUCUAUAGGGUGCCAAAGGAUCAGAUGCAGCCACCCGUACCCUCUGAGCAAGGAGGAAAGAUUUGGAAAGCUACUCGUCCGCGUACUAGUAGUAAAGAGGAUAAGGAUUUGCGUUAUGCCACCCAAGGUGCAUUCUUUGUCAGACACUCGGCGAGUAGUAUUGCUGCUCAACGACAACAGAGUGGUCAAGCAGGCAAUCAAGGUUCCCACCCGUUCUCGGAUAGGUUUUUGCAGUCUCGUUCUGUCCCCAAACCUCCUGUCGAGACGAGGGUGCAUGAUAUGUUCGAUGAAGCCAUAAGCCGCGAAGGAGACGAGAAUGAAGAAGAUGGCGACGAGCGAGGCAGGUCCGGAAGGAGAGCACGCAGUCGACGUCCAGAAAAUCUGCCUUUUUUGAGCAGUCCUUCCCCGCAAACACCCAUGCUAGCGGCAUUUUCGAGCGAGAUCAUUUCUGGCGUUCCGAGCUAUGGACUUGCCGAAGCCUCGGCACCUUCGACUCAAUUCAGCGGUCACGAAUUGGUUUGGAGUCAUCGAUACCAAUGCUCCCUUCCCUCUGGGCAGGUUGCGGAAUCGGGGAAACGAAACAUUCAAACUGCUCUACCGCUGCCCGCUGACGAUAUUUUGGCGAGCGUAGUGGAAAAACAGAGGCAGCUAUACGUCAACGCCCAGUGGCACGGCGAUGAUGGCGCCUCUUCCCCCGAGGCAGUUGGACGAGAAGCCGUGGCAAAACUGUGGGAUGUUUGGUCGGAUGAUCAAGUGAGAGCUGCCUGUGGAGGUAGAGUUGCCGUUCUACUCGAUGCUUUGCGACUCGUAGCAUCCGAAACAGAUACUUCACCAACCCCACCAGGCGUGGCUGAUAGGAUCAACAUUGUCGUUGCCUCCGACACAGCUUAUUGGGAACUGAGAGUGCAGACUAUCCGGCACAGUAAUGUCGCCAAUGGUGCCCAAGACUUUGUCGAGUCGGAUCUUUUCCUCGUUUACACCCACCAAGAUGUAGCGAGAUGGCAAGCGGCUAUUGAUGAGGCGAGGCAAUGGGUACCAUUGGAUCUAGGUGGAAGAUGGGGCGGCUCGGGAGGAGCGACGAAAAGAAGCAAUAGCAACGGCCAUAAAGUCUCUCCUACGCGUCAAGGAGUAAAACCAUUGAGAAACGCCAGUAGUCUCAAUCCUACGUGGAAUUAA
Messenger RNA from Ustilago hordei, 1977 nucleotides. RefSeq lists its product as uncharacterized. Bases 1 to 1977 code for a protein of 658 amino acids. The record is from RefSeq and is a predicted model, not a curated record. Lineage: Eukaryota; Fungi; Basidiomycota; Ustilaginomycetes; Ustilaginales; Ustilaginaceae. Gene Ontology annotation, molecular function: O-methyltransferase activity; RNA methyltransferase activity. Gene Ontology annotation, cellular component: cytoplasm; nucleus. Gene Ontology annotation, biological process: piRNA processing; RNA methylation; siRNA processing. The transcript has a single exon.